CUGCACUCUGUGACAUGGUCAAUCCAGCACUGGCAGCCCAGCAGAGAAGGUCUCCAUUCAAUCCCACCACAUGAUCACUGUAUUCUUCACAGCCCUCCCAGGGCUGCUCCUUCUCCCUCUCCUCAUUAGCUUCAUUUUCCCCUAUAUCUUCCAGGAUAUAGCCAACUUCAUCUGUAUAUUACGAUGUGGCUUUAGGACCAAGAAGUUAACCAGCAAAACCCCAGCAUACACCAUUGUGGACAUGUUCUUGGACAAGGUAGAAAAGUUUCCUGAUAAGCCAAUGCUGCUGUUCAAAGAUGAGGUUUAUUCCUACUCCAAGGUAGACAGACUGAGCAACCAGGCAGCCAGAGCCUUAAGGAAACUUGCAGCUGCCAAAUCAGGGGACAGUAUAGCAAUCUUCAUGAGUAAUGAACCGGCUUAUAUCUGGAUCUGGCUUGGGGUGCUUAAAUUAGGGUGUUCGCUGGCUUGUCUCAAUUACAACAUCAGGUCCCAAUCCUUUCUACACUGUUUGCGAUGCAGUGGGGCUAAGAUCAUCCUAGCUGCGCCAGAGCUCAAGGAUGCCAUUGAGGAGGUGAUGCCAGAACUUAGGAAAGAAAAUGUAAGAGUCUUCUAUGUAACUGAAACAGCCAUCGGUGAGGGGUGUGAAACGUUCCUGGACAAAGUUAAGGCUUCGUCAGAUGACUCAGUUCCAAAAUCCUUGAGGUCGUUCAUCAGUGCAAAAUCUCUUGCUAUGUACAUUUACACAUCUGGAACUACAGGUCUUCCAAAGGCUGCUAUCAUUAAUCAUCAUCGUUUGCUGCUAGCUUCCGGCAUGUUUGAUGUUUGCAACGUAAGACCAAGGGACAUUGUGUACACCGCUCUUCCGUUGUAUCAUAGUUCUGCUAUGAUGAUUGGCGUCUGUGGAUGCAUCAAUAAAGGUGCAACCAUAGCCUUAAGGCAGAAGUUUUCAGCCACCCAGUUUUGGGAUGAUUGUAGAAAAUAUAAUGUGACUGUUAUACAAUACAUUGGAGAGGUGUUGCGAUAUCUUUGUAACGUCCCAAAGUCAGAUGACGAUGCCUCCCACAACGUAAGAAUGGCCAUUGGAAACGGACUUCGGACUGACAUCUGGAGUGAAUUCCUUAGGAGAUUCGGUGACAUUCAUGUGUAUGAGUUUUACGCAGCCACUGAAGGAAAUGUAGGAUUUGUCAAUUACACCAACACAGUUGGAGCAGUGGGGAGAAUGAGUUAUUGGCACAAGAAACUAACGCCUUACGAGUUUAUCAAGUAUGAUGUAGAAAAGGAUGAACCUGUUCGAGAUGCCAAGGGACGUUGUAUUAAAGUUAAGAAAGGAAAAGGUGAACCUGGACUCUUAAUCGGUAAGAUCACAUCCCUUAAUCCCUUCGGUGGAUACGCUGGCAAUAAGUCCAAUACAGAAAAAAAGAUACUUAGAGACGUCUUCCGUAAAGGCGAUAUGUACUUUAACACCGGAGAUCUUUUGACAGUUGACCAACAAAAUUUUGUCUAUUUCCAUGACAGAGUUGGAGAUACAUUCAGAUGGAAAGGAGAAAAUGUGGCAACCACAGAAGUUGCUGAUAUUCUAAGCUUGUUAACUUUUAUCCAAGAAGUUAAUGUGUAUGGAGUACCUGUUCCAAAUCAUGAAGGUCGAAUAGGAAUGGCCACUAUCCGUCUGAGAGAUGAAUAUGAAUUUGAUGGAAGGAAGCUGUAUGCACAUGUCAGAGACUUUCUGCCAAAUUACGCAAGACCCCGCUUCGUUAGGAUUCAGGAUUCUCUGGAAAUCACAGGAACCUUUAAGCAGCGCAAGGUGGAGGUUGUAAAGGAAGGCUUUGACCCAGCUGUUAUCUCUGACCCUCUCUACUUCCUGGAUGAAAGAGAAAAGAAAUAUGUUCCCAUGACUCAGACUAUUUGCGAAGACAUAAAGAAUAAAAAAAUAAAGUUAUAAGACCGGACACAUUCACGGGAAAUAUUGACUGGGUUCACAUAAGACGGAUUUGUAGUUCUGUAUGUAGUUAGCAUAUUUUACAUUAAAAAGAGAUUGUUAAC
Messenger RNA from Spea bombifrons (plains spadefoot toad), 2040 nucleotides. RefSeq names its product solute carrier family 27 member 2 (gene SLC27A2). Gene Ontology annotation, molecular function: long-chain fatty acid-CoA ligase activity; long-chain fatty acid transmembrane transporter activity. The transcript is spliced from 10 exons. The record is from RefSeq and is a predicted model, not a curated record. Gene Ontology annotation, cellular component: endoplasmic reticulum. NCBI's taxonomy places the organism in Eukaryota, Metazoa, Chordata, Amphibia, Anura, Pelobatidae. The coding region runs from base 71 to 1939 and encodes 622 amino acids.